AGAUCAGUUGUUUUCGGAUUCACAUGGCGAUAUGUUGUGUCCGGGACUCGUCUCUGUGCGAUUCGACUGAGUACAAGGCUCGCACUCGCAUCCUUGCGUGACUCAAGUCCGCCCUGCACGUCUGCUUCCGUCUGGUGGUCAGCGGGACCCACUUCAAACGGAAUAUUAACUCCUUCGCGGUGGGUUGUGUCCGGCAGCGCGGCCGAGCGGUUCUUGCCUUCGACCCCAAAACUUUUCAUGUAGGAAUUAGGUAUUCGGGUCCCCAAGGAUUUUCGCGGUGUUUGGAGGAUUUCGACGGUAUCUGUUGACCUUUUUCCGGUCGUUUUGUUCCGUUUGCCAAGUGGUGGCAUUGGUUGUGUUUACGUUAGGCGCCGCGUCCGGGCAGGGUUGUUGCUGCCUCGAGGGUGCUCGUUUGAACAGUCACCGCGGCUUAUCACCGGGAUUAAGGUUGUCGCCUUCAGUUUUGCCGGUGACAUCGGCGGAAAAGGAUUAAGCGAUCUGGGUGGCGUCGAGGGCGUCAAUGACCAAGCGGCCAGAGACGAGCUCCGCGUAACUUCACCCCGACGCGUUCGACAGUGCACUCGAUGCCGGUCAGCCGUUUGAUAGCGUCCUUGAUUAUUAUCUAAUUAAUGGGAUUAGCCGUUUACUGCCCCUUUGUGUGUGUUUUGUGCUUGUGCGUGGCUUCCGAGGCAGCAUUGUGCGACUGUUGAGCUCGCCAACCGUCUGACGGUUAUUUUCAAUCAUUUAGCGAACACGAAUUCCGGCGCCAACCAUGAGUGGAAUUGCAAAAACUUUAUGGAUUUACGUGGCGGUCAUUUGGGGUUCCUACUUGGCAUCGUCAUUGGCUGAUGAAUAUAGAGCUGGAUCUGACAUUGCAGCCAGAGCAGAUUUCGUAUCACUGAACUCCGGGAAUGAACUUAGUGCCGACUAUAUCGAUGCUUCUUCGAGGAAGAUAAACAGUUUUCAGGAUAAGAACGUUACGGAGGACGAUGCAGCAGUCGAGAAUAGAAGGUGGCGAGACUCCCGCAAUCAUGCAAAUAAAGUCAGCAGUUCUGUAGAUUCAGAAUCGCAAACAUCUAAAGUUCCAGCGAAAAAUCUGACGACGCGACCAAAACGUCGUCGCACCCGUUGCAAAAACAAGGCUCGUUGUAAGCAUGCCGCCUCCAAUGCAAGACCUGUUACAAAUCUCACAGCAACGGCCACAAUAAUCGACCAUUCAACGGGCUCAAUCCGCAAUGAAAUCACCACUUUGGCAUUGUCUGGACGUAAUAGUAGUUCCUCUGAGGUUCAGCACGAAAACUCGGUAGAAACCGCAAACCCCUCACAAAUCGUUGAGUACAAAUCAAUGAAGCACGACAACAAAGUUGACAACGACAAUAACGUCCCAGCAAAAGGAUCCGAAAUUCAAAUGAACCGCAGGAGAAAAGGUCCUCAUGGCAAGCGAAGAGGUGGAAUUGGAGCCGGCCACGGCCGGAAAGUUCGCUUCCGAGAUAAUCCGGAAAAUAGAAUCCGAAAUAAGUUGUCAAAGGAGGAGAGACGGAAAAAAUUAAAGGAAAAACGAGAGAAACGAAAACGUUUACGGCUUGAACGAAUGGAACAGCGGAGGCGGAAAAAAGUCUGGAAUUCAGAAAACGCAUCAGAGAUGACUCUAAAAGUCCCAGAAAAUAUGAGCAAUAAAUUGGAGUUGAUAAAACCACCGUCCAUUGAUUACAUCGCUGAGAAAGUUCCCUCGAGGGUGGCAAGCGAUUUUAACGGCAUCGUGAACGACACUCUACCCGACGGAUUCAUUGAUGUAGCCCUUGAGAACGGUGCCGCCAACACGAUGACUUCCUCCGAAUUGGAUACGGAAAACUCCCGGGGAAUCCCCAUGAAUGUAAACGGAAGAGCGAUUGGCCCAAACGAGACUGGGAACGAGAAAGUGAACGCGGCGGAUACCAUCGAUUUCAGCAGCAAUCAAAUCGAUAUCUUCCAAGGUGGUGAUUUAUCUUGCCUCGACGAUAACUUUCAACCUGCACCGGAGGUCCAACAUGCGGAUGUGAAAUAUCUCAGGAAUGAUUUACGAGGUCCAGAGUACGCUUUUCUCGAGGUCGAAUACAUCUGCCAUCAUGGAUACAUAUUGAAUACGAACGUGAACGUGAAUGAAAAUUUAAACACGGUGGACAUGGACGUCGACAACGCCAACAUUAUCAGGACAUCGCGAAAUAGCAAAAACUCGACCAGCGUCUAUUGCAAAAACGGACAAUGGCAUGGUGUCCUACCAACAUGUAUACCGGUUAAAGAUUUGACAAAUUUCAACGAGACAUGCAAUUAUCCUAGCCGAUGCGAGCAGCUAUGCUAUAGGAGGGAUGGCAUGGAAAAGUGCACUUGUCAUAAAGGAUUCCGAAUGAAAAAUAAUCGGUGCGAAGAUAUAAACGAGUGCAUGGAAAAUACAUCAGUUUGCGAAUAUGGCUGCAUAAACACUAUCGGAUCGUAUCGCUGCAAAUGCCCUAAAGGAUUACGAGCAAGCGAAGCGAAUAGUUGUAUCGAUAUAAAUGAGUGUCUCCUCCGCAACGGUCACGGUCCAUGUCAGGAUACUUGCGUCAAUACUUGGGGGAGUUACAAGUGCUCUUGCGGAAAUCUUGCUGGUACUCAGCUGAGUACAGACGGGCAUAGCUGUGUGGAUAUGGAUGAGUGCUCGGUUAAUAAUGGUGGGUGCUCUCACACUUGCCUCAACACGAUGGGUCGUGCUUUCUGCCUGUGUCCGGAAGGAUGGAUCCUGGAUAGUGACUGGAAGACAUGUGUUGACAUCGACGAAUGUGCUGACCAGAGGUCGUCGGAAAUGAAGUGUGAAUUCGGCUGCAUUAACACUCCGGGAUCAUAUAGUUGCCUGGUGGAUAUAGGAGCUGACCAGCCAAUUGAUGACGAUGAACCCGAAUGUCCAGAUGGUUACUAUAGAAACUAUACGACCGAGGAUUGUCAGGAUAAGAAUGAAUGUGCCGAUGAUAAUGGUGGAUGCUAUCAUCAGUGUGUCAAUACGUUCGGAAGUUAUCAUUGCGUUUGUCGCACUGGAUUUAUUUUUGCUGAGGAUAAAUACACUUGUAUCGUGGCUAACAGCUCAGCAGAUACUUCGUGCCCUCCACUGUUCCCCCCCAAACAUGGAUAUCUGGAAUGCAGUCGUCCCAUUGCCAGUGACAUUAUUGGAGCAGAUGCCAACGGAUCGGGUGGUCGUCGAAGAAUAACAAAUCGUCCUGGCAGCCAGUGCGUCCUUCGUUGUCCCACAGGGUUCCGUAUAGAUGGGAAAUUCUCAAAACAGUGCAGCGCAAGUGGCAUUUGGGUUGGUGAAAGCGACGGGAUUUGUAUACGCUAUCCAACACCGAAACUAAUUUGCCCUGCAAACAUCGUCCUGGAAACCCCACCGAACGAGAGUAUGGCAAAAUUACGGAUCCCUCGACCGAAAACUGAUGUUAAUUAUGAUCGAGAUGUUACAAUCAGCCCCGACUGGCUUCGGAAUUCCGAAAUUGCCCUGGAGAUUGGAGUUCGGAAUAUUACUUACACAGCACGGCAUCCUGUUUCCAAAUUAACAGUGUCCUGUACGUUCUCCAUUACAGUAUUGGAGGGUAGCCCGCCGACCGUAAAAUACUGUCCGUCGACCCAAAAGUACACACUCACUGAACAAGAUGACAGCAUAAAAAUUUCCUGGAAGGAACCGAUUUUUGUGGAUAAUGUGAACGUUACCGAAAUCUCCAGGACAAAUAUUCCCGGGAACAGCUUCGCAGUUGGAAGUCAUCAGAUUGUUUACGUUGCUCGCGACCAAGUAGGAUAUACAGCCCGAUGUGUUUUCAAGCUCCUCGUGAACGUUCCAUAUCGACAAACACUAAAUCACCCGCUUCCCAUAUAUCAUAUGUUCUAUCGCAAAUAGGGAAAAAAUGGACUCUGCCGAGGGAUGUUCGCUAACAGAUUAGUAUCAUUGCAUUGUACAUAUUGAAAUUGAUUGUAAGUAGGAGUUUAUAGGAUAUUUGGAAUACAUUAAAGCGUACGUUAAGUGAUAGCGUUUUCAACAACGAUUUAGAUUGUAUAGAAUAAGGAAGCAACAAGGUAUUGUAAUGCUCGUUAUGGACACUUAGUCGUAAGUGGAUUUGCAGUUUUUGAAAUAUGUACAAUCUGGAUCCUCCCUUGACUUUCAGUAUUUCUUUGAGUACAUAUCUCUUACUUUUAUUGAGCUGGCACUUUGCCUGAGAACGAACCAAUACUGUUUUGUAUGCAUAUCAUAAGUAGAAUAUUCUUCAUUUGUACACAUGAAUCUGAAAAAGAUUAGAUUUUAGUUGCGCAUUACUUUAGAUCUUUUGUAGAGAUUCAAUUUAUUUGAGAAAAAGGAAGUAUUAUAUUGUAUUAUUAGAUAUUUGGUACAAAUACACGCCAAGCAUAUUGCCUAA
Molecule: messenger RNA, 4412 nt
Organism: Hermetia illucens (black soldier fly)
Lineage: Eukaryota; Metazoa; Arthropoda; Insecta; Diptera; Stratiomyidae
Exons: 14
Coding region: 773-3898 (1041 amino acids)
Molecular function (GO): calcium ion binding
Source: RefSeq, a predicted model, not a curated record